CAAAAGUAGCGCUUUCCAGUAGGGAAAGGUCCCGCUUCAGAAUAUCGCGCGAGUCUCUGCUGACAGUAGCAACUUCCAUCCGCAAGCACCAGCUAGGAAAUUUCUAGAGUUUUCAAUCGAAGUAGACAAAAAGAGAGCUCCUUCAGUUUGUAGAUUUCGAGUAGGCGGAGAACUCUCAUCACGAUGGACAAAGCCACACCAAAGAUUUUUAAUCGGAAAGCCCCACCCGACGAAUUAUUCCAUAGCACUGGCUCUUAUACGCACAACUACAACGCACCAAUCCCAAAUCGCCGGAACCCUUUAGAAGAACAGUUGGCGAAACACUUUAGGAACAACUCAAGAGCAGCAACGAACGAAGGUAUAGACAAUGAGAUAAAACAGGUUGAAGACAGCCUAGAUCGAUUCCGUGGCUUUACUGAAUCUUCAAAGAAAAUAUCGAUAGCGUCUUCCACUUCAGCUUUUACAAAACCAGAUCCCGCGGUUUCGCGCUCGAUAGGUGAUACGAAUAUUAGCCAUCAGUAUCAUCAUCAUAAAUAUGAUGAUCAAAGGUCAUCUAUUCUGUCAAAUCUAAAUACGGCGGCGAUACAUGCAAAGAAUACACUGCGAGAAGAAGCGUCAACAGUGAUCGCUCCUGACAAAUUCCCCUACUAUCGCAGCGCGUCUCCGAUUGCCAGGAUGAGAGACAACAAAUUUCAAGCGGAGUUGUCGCCCACCGUCAAUAUUAAGAACAAUAAAAUUGACAGUCCUAGUGGCGAUAUAACUCGGGAUUACAGCUCUGGUAUUCAAAAAGUAAAAUCAGAGCAUGAGGUCAGAAUGGAAAAGAGGCGCAAGUGGAAAAAAAAGAUGAAGAUUGCUCAGGCGAGAAAGCGCCGUGAGAGACGAGCACGUGACGACUACACGAUUGGCUCUAGCUCCCACUUUGGCAGAAACUCUGCUAUCAUUGGAUGUGUAUUGGAUAAUGUUGAAGGAACGGAAUUCUUCCAACGACUAACCCAGUGUACUGGUGGAGAAUAUCAUCGUGGAGACGGGUGCGCAGCAAGUGAAUACGAAGAAAGUGAAUAUGGAUCGAUGUCUUCAGCAACCGGAUCUUACUCGGAAGACUACUAUUCCGACGAAGACAUGUUUUCUUUUGGCACUGACGCAUCAGAUAUUCGAAAAGGGGAUGGCAAGGGAAAUUUAGGAUCACAGAAAGUCAGUAUAAAUUCUCCUUCUCGGGAAUCGUACGAUCUCUCAGUGGACACGACCGUACCAGAAGAAAUGACGGCAUCCUUUCUCUCAGGGGAUGAGAUAUCUACCACUGAACGUUCGACGACCACAGAUUAUGCACGCUACGGAAGGCCACCAAGCAGUGAGCGCAUGGCAACAAACUUGUAUCAAGAGUCGUUUUCCGAUUCGAGAUUCAUCGAGAAGUUCAUCACAGGCAUCGAACGCAAGGGCGAAUCUUUGCUAUGGCACCAAGAAACAUCCGGCGUGGACCCCAAGAACGUCAUUGUGCGGCUGAAACGAGGAUUCCGAACCACCCGUGGGACGUACUGUGCCCCGCGGCUGAUCUGGACCGACCAUCAAAACGGCCUGAACUACGGCUUUGACGUGUUUGACAUUCAGUCUCUGGAACGGGCGGACAUUAUGCAUCUCAGAAACUUUCCGUAUGCCAUGCCCGGGCGCAGCAUGUUGCUACAACUAAAAAACGCGACGAGUUUUAUCUUUGAAGCAGGGACCGAGGGGGACGCCGAGCGGUUUGUCCGUGGCGUCCGAUUGGUCGUGACCCACCUGGCUUACAACCUGGUCGUUGCCAACCUGGGCGUGGGUAGCGACCUGCUCAACAUUUGUCACGUUGAAACAGAGAGCACAAGCUCGGAUCGAUUAGAGUCUGAUUGGUUUCGGGCCAUGGACGAUGUUACCGAGCAGUUGAUCGACAAUGCUAUAGCAUCAAACACACAAUAAAAUACAAUUUGAAAAGUAUGUAUAAUUAAUAUGUAAAAUUGUG
Molecule: messenger RNA, 1987 nt
Organism: Pseudo-nitzschia multistriata
Lineage: Eukaryota; Bacillariophyta; Bacillariophyceae; Bacillariales; Bacillariaceae
Source: the annotation of a GenBank genome assembly